GGCGCUCUAGCCGCGGCGGCUGCCUCGCUGGUGAGGCGGAAGGGCGCGUCUCUGUGGUAACGCGGAAGUGCCAGGGGUCGGUGGCGGCGCGGGACGAGCCGGGCUGUGCCGGGCCGCGGUCACUUCGGCCUCCGCCGCCUCGGCCUCCUCCACCGCAGAUGGCGGCGGCGGAGACGCUGGUGCGCGGCCUGGCGCGGCUGCUGCAGGACGCGGGAGACCUCGUCUUGGACGGCUCCAGCACGCUGACGCUGCUCACCCCCACCCUGCAGCACCUCACGCAGGUCUUCGAGCAGCACCUGGGCUCCCGCAACCAGAACCGGGGCUUCGUGGCCCUGCCCUCACACCCUGCCGAGACCGCUGCCAUCCUCCAGGCACAGUUCCUCUUUGACGUCCUGCAGAAGACUCACUCCCUGAAGCUCGUUCAUGUUCCAAACUGUGUUUUGCAAUCUGCUGUGAAGAUCUUCCCUUUCAAGUCCCUCCGGCAUCUGGAGUUGAGGUCUGUCCCUCCACACUGCCUCCUGGGACUGCGAUUUGUCUAUUCUCAGCUGGAAUCUCUAACCUGUUGCAAAUGUAUCAGUACACUGGAGGAAAUCAUUUCAGCAUGCGGUGGAGAUUUGAGCUGUGCUCUCCCGUGGUUGGAACUGCAGACUGUGAACUUCAGCUAUAACUCGAUCACUACGUUGGAUGACUCGCUGCAAUUAUUGAAUGCUCUGAGAGUCUUGGAUUUGAGUCACAACAAGAUCCAGGAUUGUGAGCACUAUUUAACAACCCUUACAGAACUAGAGUACCUCAAUCUGGCUUACAACUUCCUGUCCAAGGUGCCAGACCUUGGCAUCUUCAGCCGAUCCAAGCUGGUGACUCUGAUCCUGCGCAACAAUGAGCUUGACAGCAUUAAUGGGGUUGAACAGCUAGUGAAUCUGCAGCACCUGGAUGUGGCCUAUAACCUGCUGCUGGAACAUGCCCAGUUGGCACCAUUGUCCACUCUGCACUGUGUAAAAAAAUUGUAUUUAGAGGGAAACCCAUUAUGGUUCCAUCAAAACCACCGAUCUGCAACCCUUGUACAUCUGUCUCCCAGGGCAGCCUCCUCCAAUUUCCUCUUGGAUGGGGAGCCACUCUCUUCCUCGGACCUAAUGCACCUUCCAAGGCUUGUGCAAAGUGUGUCUCAGUCCAUCCACACUUCUACCUCGGAGAAGACAGCACUGGACCGCAGUGCUCUGGACAGUUCCUGUGCUGCAGACUUCAGUGAUAGUCAGUCCCCAGCGGAGAACGUGGCUGUCAGGCUCCCUCGGAAGAAAAGCAAGGGAAAAGUCAAAGUGCGCAGAGCAAGCAUUUCGGAGCCCAGUGACACAGAACAUGAGCCCCAGACUUUACCUCUCUCUGCUGGCCUGGUUCUACAGCAUCAGAAGGAGAUGAAGCGCUUGGACAGCUUCAGAGAUCGCUUUGGUGUUGACUGGCUGCAGUACAAGAGACACCUGGAGGAGCAUGACCAAGUACCUGUCAUCUGCCGUAGCCAUUCUGCAGAUGAGAUAGCAGGUAGAGCUGCUGCAGUGGACUUGCAGAGUGAGAGCUCUGACUCAGAGCAAGGAAGACCCCAAGUAUCCCAGAAAGAAUCCUCUCCUCCUCUGGAUGAUACUGAGAAGGAGGAAGAGCCUGAAGUACAGCUGGAUGAGCCUGAGGAAGGAGAACAGAGAGAAGAGGAGGCAGAUGAGCUAAUGCUGGGGGAGGAAGAAGAGGAGAAGCCAGAAGUGGACCUCUGCCAGCCGGUGCUGGUGAGCCAAAUAGAAGGUGAAGGGGACCCAGAGCCAGACUGGAUCUUCCUGCGAGUCACAGCUAAGCAUGUGAUUGAGGUGGAACUGAAGGCUGCCAGAGUCCUCCACAAGCUGGAGCUGAAAUGCCUGCAGAAGGUGGAGACCUCCAAGAUGAACUGGAAGAGGAUGGACAUGGAGCAAGUUUUCCCUGUCCUCACAUUGCAUUUCAGCUACAUUCGCAAGGACCGGCAGAAGCGCAAAUAUGUGGUGCUCGAUGACUGCCCGGAGCAGUGUCUGCAGUGUGUCCUUGAAGUGUUGACCCCAGCUGUUGAGGAGAAUCGGCAAAAUAAGGACCAGGAGAAAGGAUCCACAAAGCUCCAGUGCCUGAAGUGUAAGCAGGAGUUCUCACAGUCCCUGGCUCCCUGGCAGCAAGGCCCCUAUCCUUCAGAGGUUGGAGAUGCCAAAAUCCUGGAAACCCUAGUUGCCUCAAAUCAAGGUGCUGCAGCAGCUGGUGAGCCCAUAGCCUGUCCCAGUUGUUCCAGUGACCAUGUGGUCAUCCUGCCCUCAGAGGUGUGCUUCAGCACACCUUUGCCAGCUGGCCCUGACAGCAUGAGUGAGGACCUGUCAGACUCUGUCCUGGAGGGAGGCAGCCAGCAAGAGGGCCCAGAGGAAGCACCUGUCCUGGCCAGUGAGAGUGGGAAGUUCUACAUCGGCGGGGAGGACAGCUCAGAGAUGGAUACCAGCAAUAGCACCAGGACCCCGGAGCUGAGUGGCGAGCAUGACGGCACUCUCCAUUCCAGCUCCCGCAGCUCAGAUGGGGGCUGCGGGAAGAAGGAGCUGGGCACAAAGAGCCAGUACUUGUCCCUCAGCCACACGGACACCAAUGGGGGCAGCUUGAUGGGGAGCUACCGUUACAGCGGUUCUCGUGGGCCUACUCCUUCCCAGCUUUCUUUGAACUCCGAGUCUGAGGAAACGUGGAAUCUCAGUCCCUCUGUAAAUGGCAUCCUGAACACGAGGGACUUCCGUUCUGUGGAUCAUCGCCUGAAGCUGUACUUGGAUAUGGAGGUUUUUGAGGAGAACGCUGAGGAGUUCCAGUGCUUCCUCAAGGUGGUCAUGGUGAAGUUUGGCCGACAAGGAGAGUUUCUCUCAAUCCUGGUUGCCUCUGAUCUCAAGAUUUACGUGCUGGAAGUCACUGGUGUUAUCAGGGGACAACCUGCAGACUGGCUGAAGAAGAAUGACUCUCACUACCUGGCUGAUAUUUCCCAUCUGGAAGUGGGACUCUGCCACCAGAGUUUGCGAAUGGAGUUUGAGAACCCAAAAGCCUCCUACAAUCUGCUGAUCCGGAACCAAAGCUGCUGCGACCAGUUUCUGCAGACCCUGACAUAUCUCAUGCAAGAGCUGCCUGCUAAGCACAGGAGUAAGGUGAAGGAAAUUUCCACUGUGGAAAUGAAUCCACAACAUUGGCUAUGGCCUCUGCUGGACUCCAAGACCACAGAUUCUGCAGCUGCAGAUGACACUUGUUUCUUCUAUGUGCUGGCCUACCUGAUCCAAGGGGCAUCUGCUUUCCCUGUGACCCUGCUGAGCACCCGAAGCAUGCUGUUUCUGCUGGAGGAGAAUCACCAGUGGCAGGUGCAUCCCUCCUUGGAUGAAGACCAUGAGGCAGAAGCACCUCCUAGGAGCAAUGUCCAGUUGAAGGAGAAGCAGCCGAUCAGCAGUAUUAGCAAUGUCAUAACCUAUCGCCUCUGUCCUUGUGAUAUCAAGCUGAUGCUUUAUGAUGAGGUGCUGAAGGUGGAGAGCACUUGGCACAUCCGCACAGAGUGCCCUGAGCUCCUGGCAGAGCUGGUGGAGUGGAUCCGCGGGCCCUGGGAGGAGAUGUUUUCCAUUGAGCUACGCAAGGCUGUGUACGAGGGACUGGAGUGAGCUUGCCGGCUCCCACCUGCAGGCGGGACUUGGAGUCAAGAGUGCUGAUGUGCUGGCAAUGGUGCACAGGUGUCUCUCACUCCCAUCUGACCUUGCUGUCCUGUGGCCUCUGCUUUCUACUCUGCUCUUGCCCUGGCCCUUUUUGGUGAGGAGGAGGGAAGCACACAAUGGUCCAGACUGAACAGUCACUCACUUGCACUGGGCUGGCCAUGGGAGGAGGAGGAGGUGGAGGGUGUUUCCUGUAAUACUGCAUAAGCUACACAGAGUUUUAACUUGGCAGUGUCUGCUAGUCUCCUUCAGGGUCCUAUGGAAUGUCACUGAAGGAAGAGGGGAGCCAGGCCAGGGCAUGUUCAGUGGGACAUGCAGUGGUACUAGGCAAACAGCAGGCCAGAGGCAGCUGGGUGCUGCAGUCUUUCUAGGAGGUGUAUUUGCUGCCUUCCUAGCUGUCUCAGAACAGCUGCCGUUAUCUGCUGCUGAUUUUUUUUUUUUUUUCUUUUCCUCCCCCUCCCUAUUGUCCACGGCUUUCCUAAAGCUGCCUGCUUCAAACAGGAGCCUGAUUGCACAAGGGGACGAGGCGUGUUGCACUAAUAACCCCACGGAGAGCCCUUACCCACCUGCCUGGCGGGGCACGGCUCUGCUGCUGUAGUCUUUCGCUGUCACUGGGGAGGGAGGAGCUGUGAGGCUCUUAGCACAGAAAUGUGUUGCUCAUCGCUUAGGGGUCAGGACCCUGGUGGGCACUGGCAGGUAAAAGUGAGGCUUAGGCUUUUCUGAGCAGUCCAAAAGCAAGAGUCUAUUUUAACAUGAGUUUUACUAUUUUCUAUUGUAAUAAAAGCUUAUAUUUA
Molecule: messenger RNA, 4510 nt
Organism: Grus americana (Whooping crane)
Lineage: Eukaryota; Metazoa; Chordata; Aves; Gruiformes; Gruidae
Gene: STK11IP
Product: serine/threonine kinase 11 interacting protein
Exons: 24
Coding region: 159-3668 (1169 amino acids)
Biological process (GO): intracellular protein localization
Cellular component (GO): cytoplasm
Molecular function (GO): protein binding
Source: RefSeq, a predicted model, not a curated record